GUAACACACACUUCCGGUUCAAGAAAAGUUGAAAUUUUCGGAAAUUUUUUGAUUUGGCACUUAUUUGGGCCAAGGGGCAUAAUAUCAGUGUCAAAUUGGUACAAAGUUAACUUCUGGUUAUUAUAUUGUUCCACAAGUCCAGCAGAGAACCAUAAUGUUGAAGCUACUCUUUACAUCAAGAUAUUGUGCUAGACAGUUCACAUAUUCCACAUGUCAGCAGUGGUCUGCUUGCUUGUAUGGUUCUCCUACAAGAUCUUACAAUGGAACACCCACUGAUGAGGGUGAACUGGACCAAUUGGAGCAUAUGCUUACCAAAGAAGAUAAAAGAGAAACUCGGAAAGAGUACAAAAGGUUGAAUGAAGCAGAUCAAGCAAUCAGAAAACGAAAGACAAUUGAGAGAAAACACUUCAGAAAACCUCCUGAAAUUUCACUCCUCACAUAUGCUGCCAAAGAACAAAUACGGUUCUUGUUCAAUGAGUACCCUAAUGAAUGGACUAUUGAUCGCUUAGCAGCAAGUUUUCCUGUUUCAAGAGAAGGGGUUAUAAAAAUUAUAAAAUCGAAAUCUGUAAGGAAAAGUGAAGAACAAAUUCUCCAGCAUGAUUUGCGUGUCAAAGAGAAUUGGAAGACACUGAAGGAUGGGAGGUCAGAUAUGGGUGGACCAAUUACGGUGAAAUAUCAAGAGCUGAUUUCUAGUGGAAAAAUGAAUCUUCUUCAGUAUUGUAUGGGAAACAGUAGUCUUCCCAAACCUCUUCAGAAUUCUGUUACCAAGGUUACAGCAUUGGAAGCAAGAAAACAAAGGCCCCCGGGGGUGUUUGAAUCAAUUAUUAAAGACUAUUGCAAGGAGAAAGAUGCAAAGAAACAGAGUGAUAAAAUUCAAAGCAUUAUGAGCUCACAACUAUUGGAUAAUGAUGAGGAACUUAAAUCUGUGCUAAAAUCAUUAAUUCCCCCAAAUUCAAAGGUCCAAAUAACUUCCGGUGUCAGUAACAAAAUGAUAGAAGCCAAAUAUGAAAACAUUGUUGACCAAAUUGAACGUGACACAAGUUUAUCAACUAAUAAGCAUGACAUAAAACAGUCAAACAUCGUUAUCACUCAAAGUUUUGACAAUAUGCUUGAUGACACAGGUAUGUCCAAAAAGGAAAAGAAAGUGAAAAAGUAUCAUCGUGGGUUGUUGAGUUCCCAAAGAAAUCUCAUGUCAUUGGAACAAAUGCAACUUCAAGGAACUGGGAAGAUCGGGUCUGAUAAAUCAAAGGAAGAAAUCCAGAACUUACAAAGAGAAAAUAAAAUUCUAGGGCCUCAAAAAAUGUCAAAGUUUGCACCUGAUAAUUUAAGUGAACAAGUUCGAAAUUCAGUGCAGAUUGAUCAGUCCCCUAGUGGUACGAAAACACCAUAUAUGUACUCCAGUCAAGAUGGAUACCAGUAUCCAUAUGGAAUGGAAUCCACUGAUGAGGAAUUCAUUGAAAUACCAGAGAACAAACAAGAACCUGGUAAACUCUAUAAAAAAGGUGAUAAAUAUUAUGACCAUACCGGGGAAUUACUGUAUAGAGUUCCUGAAUAUUGA
Messenger RNA from Owenia fusiformis, 1558 nucleotides. Lineage: Eukaryota; Metazoa; Annelida; Polychaeta; Sabellida; Oweniidae. The record is from the annotation of a GenBank genome assembly.